This is a messenger RNA of Brassica rapa (field mustard), 1284 nucleotides long. RefSeq lists its product as uncharacterized. NCBI's taxonomy places the organism in Eukaryota, Viridiplantae, Streptophyta, Magnoliopsida, Brassicales, Brassicaceae. The record is from RefSeq and is a predicted model, not a curated record. Gene Ontology annotation, molecular function: zinc ion binding.
AUGAAGCUGGCUGAGUAUCUGUAUAUGCUGAAACUUGCCAAUCCCGGGACGGUAGCUGAUAUUGAGACAGAGGUUGACGACGAGGGCGUGGAGCGGUUUCUUUACAUGUUUUUGGCGUUUGGGGCAUCUAUUAAGGGGUUCCAGAAGCUGAGGCUUGUGUUGGUUCUAGACGGCACACAUCUUAGUGGGAAGUACAAGGGGGUGUUGCUUACAGCAAGCGGACAAGAUGGCAAUUUCCAAGUGUUUCCUUUGGCAUUUGCAAUAGUAGACAGUGAGGAUACUGAGGCUUGGACGUGGUUUCUGCAGAAGGUUGAGAGGAUAUUGGCGGAUUCGAGCAACCUUGCUAUAAUAUCGGACCGGGCCACUUCAAUUGCCAACGCGGUUAGCUGUGUGUAUCCACAAGCCCAUCAUGGGUUUUGUAUCGUCCAUUUGGCACGGAACGUUAAUGCUAGGUUCUCUAGCAAGGGGUUAGCGAGGUUGGUGACUGCUGCUGCGACUGCGCAUAGGAUGAGGGAUUACAAGAAUUUCUGUGACAAGAUCAGGGCGUCUAACAGCGAAUGUGGGAUUUAUUUGGGGAAAAUAGGGUCUGCACGUUGGUCUAGAACGUACUUUGGGGGCCAGAGGUAUAAUAUAAUGACAAGUAACAUUGCUGAACAGCUAAACAACGCAUUGGUAGAGGGUAGGUCGUCCCCAAUAAUUGAGUUGGUGAUGUUCAUACAAGGGAUGAUGACAAGGUGGUUCAGUGCAAGACGUAAGAAGGCCAAUAAGCACCGGGGUCUGAUGACAAUAGAAGUCGAUAAAGUGAUGACAAAGACAAUGGCGCUGGUGAAGGGCAGCAAGGUGAACUCUAUUUCUAGCUGGAGCUGCCAAGUUGUUGGGAAGUUUGGUGGUUCUGAGAGUGUUCAGUUGGAGCAGAAGAAGUGUACUUGCAAGUACUUUGACAACAUGAAGAUACCAUGUGGGCAUGCCAUGAUUGCGGCCGACAACAUAGGGCUCGCAUAUGAGACUAUGGUUGGUCAUUGGUACAAGACGGUGGCGUGGAGGGAAACCUAUGCAGGUGUUAUUAGGCCAAUUGGCGACCCCAGGGACGAAUCUAUUCCAGAAGACGUGAGGGAUGCAAUGUUGAUGCCACCAUUGACUAAGAGGCCACCAGGGAGGCGUAGAACCAAACGAUUCCCCUCGACAGGGGAGAUGCCGGGUCCUAAGAAGAAGUCUGUGCCUAAUAAGUGCGGGAGGUGCAGGGUAGAAGGACACAACCGCACCAAUUGCACGGUUCCGAUAUGA